Molecule: messenger RNA, 531 nt
Organism: Knipowitschia caucasica
Lineage: Eukaryota; Metazoa; Chordata; Actinopteri; Gobiiformes; Gobiidae
Source: the annotation of a GenBank genome assembly
AUGCUGAUGCACUUUCCAGGCUCCAUGAAAAGAGGCCAGAGGAAGCACUUGUACAAGCUGUGGGUGCUGUGGUCUCCAAUGAGGGAACCUGGGAGGAGUACCAGAGCGAAGAUUCAGAUCUUGCCCAGCUUCUGCAGUGGAAAACACUCGGACACCUUAAGCCUGAGGAAAGGCAGCGACCGGCGGCACCACAACAACUAUCAAUUGGACACCAAGCUGAUGAGUUGCCCCCCCCCCACACUUUGGCUCCCAAGGCUGGCGCAACCAGAGCUCCCCCGCAACGAAGCACCCCAGCCAGUAAGCCCACUGACCCAAGAAAUGGCCCAGUUCCCCCUCUGCAUUGGCGUGGCGCAUCAGGCCCCAGCCCAAGGAGCAGCAGACCCGGCCCAGCAGAGAGCGGCCCCAGCAGAGCGGAGCAGUGCGCCAGGCCCAGCAGAGAGCGGGCCCAGCAGAGAGCGGGCCCAGCAGAGAGCGGGCCCAGCAGAGAGCGGGCCCAGCAGAGAGCGGGCCCAGCAGAGAGCGGGCCCUUAA